Penicillium argentinense is the source of this 1212-nucleotide messenger RNA. RefSeq lists its product as uncharacterized. The record is from RefSeq and is a predicted model, not a curated record. The transcript has 5 exons. Gene Ontology annotation, molecular function: ubiquitin protein ligase binding; protein-macromolecule adaptor activity. Gene Ontology annotation, cellular component: cytosol; cytoplasm; plasma membrane. The coding region runs from base 1 to 1212 and encodes 403 amino acids. NCBI's taxonomy places the organism in Eukaryota, Fungi, Ascomycota, Eurotiomycetes, Eurotiales, Aspergillaceae. Gene Ontology annotation, biological process: ubiquitin-dependent endocytosis.
AUGUUCUCGCGCAAUGCGGAAGCUUAUGACUUGCGGCUUGAUCAGGCAUGCGUAUUCAUACAGGAUGAUUCAACUUGCGUUAAAGGAAAAUUUCACAUCUAUCUACCACGCUCCGCCUCUCUCAAAGACAUUCGAGUGAAGCUGAUCGGUUCCAUGAAUCUGCCACGGGAUGACUCACUCUUCGAGAAGACUCGUGAAAUUCUCACAUUGCUAUCGGACCAUGCACUAGGCUCAUCGAAGACACUGAACUCAUUUCAACUGUCGGCGGGAAACUACGAAUUCCCCUUCAGCAUCCCAUUACCAAGCGCCAUGACAGAUACUGUUACAGGCCCAAAGCACAUGUACCAGAUGUACUACGUGCAGGCCACUAUUGAGCGUCGUUUCAGAUACAACACCGUGGUAUCCCAACCUAUUCGAAUUUAUCACCCUCCCGUACUUGGUCAAUUGAUGCCUUCCGAUCCUAUGACUCUGGAAGGGCAAACAAAAACGGACAUUCAAUAUUGCAUUUCCAUGCCAGAUUUAAAUGUUCCAUUUGCAAGCAGCUUUACAGUCAAUUGUUGGAUCGCUCCUCUUUCAAAAAAUUUGAAAUUGCGCAAUGUCUCCCUCGCCGUCAUCGAGAAGCAUUACCUUCGAGUAACGGCUACAGCUGCCGAAUCUGUCAUGCAUAAUGUCAUGACGAGGAAUUGGACACGUACCUCCACGAUCUUUUCGGCUGAGCAGAAGUUCUCUGGGGUUACUGGUUCCCCAGAUGAUCUUUCGCCGGAGUGGAGCCUAGAUUUGCCAGUGCAUUUGCCCGACAGUUUCGAUCUUGCCUCACAAUCAGUCUCAACGAGCUCUAUCAAUAUAAUUCAUGAGGUCGUGGUCCAAGCUGAAUUUGAAAAUACAGAGAUACAUGCAGUGGUAAAGAUGGACGCUAAGAUACCUUUUUCGAUAUACAUGACACCUGCUGUGAUUGGUGAAGACGCAACAAUUCAUAAUCAGAGCAUUGAAUGCUUUUCGAAUAUUGGCGAAACUCCUCCCCCCUACGGUGACCACAAAGCCGAUGCGAUACUCUUGGCGUGGGAGGGAAAUCUGAGAAGACUCGGCUUGGAGACUUCGCCAAGUUUCAGCGACCAAUGCUGCCAGCUAGAACUUGCAAAUGCUUCUUCACAAUACAUUGGGAGCUCAGCUAGCAUUGAACCACCUGCUUACGGUUCUUAUCCUACUGCAUAA